AUGUGUGAGCACCUGAGACGAGAGGGAGGGAAGGGAGGGGGGCGAGGAAAGAGUGAGAGAGAAAUAGAAGCAGGGAUGGUGGUACGUAGGUGGGUUGGUGGGAGAGAGGAAGAAGAAGGACGAGGGGACAGGUGAUAUUUAAGCAGCUGUCCGACUCUCUCCUCAUCUUUCAUCCGUCUUUCCUUGGCUCUAUCUCCUUCUCAUCUCUCUCUCCCUCUUUACCAAAGACAAAGGAGGUCCUCCAUCAGCACUCAGGUAAGAUGGACAGGUUAAGGCACAACUUUGCCCCUCUCCUUUUUUCUUCUCUGUAACUGAUAACUGUUUUCUGGGAUCAGCUUUACCCAUGUUUUUAUAUAUGUGCCUUAUUGCGAAUAGUGGAACACUUUUUCACAGUGAGAUACCGGCGAGGACCUUGGUAUCCAGAGCAAUAAGACUUAUGGGGCGAUAAGUUGAGCCCAUCACCUCAAACUUCAAUUGGUUUGCCUGUUGUAAAGGAGGUUUAAAAUGUUUGAGUUGGACAGACCAAAACCUGUGAAGAAAAUAAUUAUUUCUAUCUAAUGCUCAGAAAGUAAGAUAACUUUUUCCAUCAAUGCUAAUGUUUAAAAUAUCUUAAUUUUAAGACAAUCUAAGAAACAUAAUGAAAGAAUCCGUCAGUUUAAGAUUUUUCUGCCUUUGUCGUCCUUCUUCAUCUGCGGUGGAAGGUAGCCGAGCUACGGCGGUGUUUGUCAGACCAUAAGACUUCCCGAAAAUCGGUCUUCUCACGAAAACGUCUGUAGAGUCCGAACGGUUUGGCCUUCAAACUAAUACCACUCUAUAGAAAGAUGAGACUCUCACAAACACGAUGGUGUUCUCCGUUUUGGUCUACGAGUGUCAUGGGACUGGUCGAAAGGUAACUAACAUUAAAAAAAUGGAUGGAAGUAUGGAGGUGGUUUUGUGCCAACAAAAAAAAGGGGUUAAAUAUGUGUCCAAAAAACAAAAGCUUUCUUAUAUCUCCUAGUUAUAGGACAGACACUGAUUUAUUUUUUGACUGUCUGUUUGGCCAUUUAUGAACGUGUUAUUCAAUGUGUUUCUAUGGGCUAUAGUAGUAAAGGCUAAAUUCUAUAUUUUAUCAAAUCAUUUUUUAUACCUCCCAGAAUUCUAAAUCAAAUCAAAGCUAAAUGAUCCAUGGUGUGACCAUCUUAAAACAAUUCCAUGUGUUAGCUUAAUAUAGGGGUCUCCAACAGGUCGAUCGCGAGAUACCAGUAUCUCGCAGGCCACCUAUGCGUCGCCAAACAAUUCUGAAAGUACAUGCAAUUUUCACGUUCUACCCAAACUGUCAUAAACAAAUAUCACAAGUAUCAGACACCGCUAACUAUCUAAUCUAAGCAACAUUGACAUUAUCCCACCCCUGGUUAGCCACUAUUGGCUUAAAAAGCUACACUGAACAUAAUAUCUGCCGAUUAAUUUCCAGCAAUAUUGCCCCUGUCUGUGUGGUGCGCGUGUUUGUCUAUCACUCAGUGUGUAGCCAGUUGAUGUGAUAACCAUCUUGUGGGUUGACAGAAAUACUUUCCCCAAAAUCUUCUCAAUUAAAUGUUAACUGCAAAGUAGGCUUACCUGGCAGAAGUAUAUCAUGAGGAAGUAUGUCAUUUGUAUCUAUUAUUUGCUAACUUUGCCAUGAAAUGAGCAGCAGCAGUACAGAACCAUCACUAGACCUGCACAUUAGAAGGCACAUUCCUCACUUGCUAGAUGCUCAAUAAAAGAGCGAAAAACUAAAUAAAUCUAAAACCAGGAAAAAUUUAACUGAGAAAACAUCAUAUGGGAAAAUAUAAAACAGAAUUUGGGGAAAAAAUCACAUAUUUUAUAUGGCCCCCCUUAAGAGUAGUUUAUUCAUCAUUAUUUACCAGGUAUGUUGACAGAAAACAUAGUGCACUACUUUCUCGUGUACAGUAAGAACCUGGGGAAAAGUUGCAGGGGAGAGGAGAAGAGAAGAAUGUUCCUAUUUGAAAGCUAGAAAAAAAUGAGUAGCUAAUGACAUGUUUCAUUUUUUUUAAGUAGCUCUAGAAAAGGUUGGAGACCCCUGGUUUAGUAGAUUGUAGAUUGUAGUGUGUGUGUGUGUGUGUGUGUGUGUGUGUGUGCGUGUGUGUGUGUGUGUAUCUCAGGUUACCAGAUCACCUGGCCUGAGCUCCUGAUUGUGAUUGCCAGGUGGUUUAUCUGCAUUUUGACAGUUUUGUGUUUCACUUGCGGUUUCCUUCUGUUACUGUUACAUGAUCAAUAUGAUUGUGAAACCCUGAGACCUCCAUCUCAAGUUACCUCAGUGACAUUAUCUUUACUUAACAAGCAGUUUACAAGUCUGUCAACUGAGAGAUUAAAUGACCUAUCUGUGUCUGUGUGCGCACAGUCUCUCCAACAAAACAACUCAAGAAGAUUCCAAGAUGCCGGACAGAAUGUGUGUAAGACUGUUCCUUUUAAAAAGCUGUCCCUUCAUCUCUCAUCCCUCACAUCUUUCACAUGUCAAACCAAGUAAGGUUACAAAACACUAUCCAGUGGCCACAGUAUGUCGAGAAGGAAUAGCUCAUUUGUAGCCUGUAAUUUAACCUCUGCAUAUAGUAGCCUAGGCCUAGAAUUGGGACACCUCUUUCUCUAGUUUGCUGAUCUUUUUCCGUCCGGCGUGUAUGUUUCACUCUUUCUUGGUGGAGGCUUCACACCCAUGUCCGUCAUGUGACCGCACAUGCGGCUGGGAUGGAGCGUGCAUCCUUUCAUAGUGUCUGACCUCUGCCCUUCCCUCCAGUAUGUCCAAGGAACCAUCUUCCAACCUGGAGAAUGCCAUGCAGAUGCUGAUCAAAACCUUCCACAAGUACUCGGGGAAGGAGGGGGAUAAGUACACUCUGAGCCGGGGAGAGCUGAGAGAGAUGUUAACAGAGGAGCUGGGGAGUUACUUAGGGGUAAGAGGAGUGUACACGUCGAGAGAGAGACACACACACACAGACACACACACGCAAACAUACAUACACACCAGUGGAGGCUCCUCAGAGGAGGAAGGGGAGGACCAUCCUCCUCAGUGAAUUUCAUACAAAUAAAAAUGGUAAAACAUUGAAAAAGUUAUCCUUUUUAGAUAAAACUAAACUAAAUAUAUUCAAGUCACAAAAUAAUUGAUAAAAAAAAACACACUGUUUUGCAAUGAAGGUCUACAGUAACCUCAGCAGCACUCUGUAGGGUAGCACCAUGGUGUAGCAGGAGGACAGCUAGCUUCCGUCCUCCUUUGGGUAUAUUGACUUCAAUACAAAAUCUAGGAGGCACUUGGUUCUCACCCCCUUCCAUAGACUUACACAGUAAUUAUGACAACUUCCGGAGGACGUCCUCCAACCUAUCUGAGCUCUUGCAGCAUGAACUGACAUGUUGUUCACCCAUUCAAAGGAUCAGAGAAUGAAUCUAGUACUGAAAGCAUAAGCUACAGCUAGCUAGCACUGCAGUGCAUAAAAUAUGGUGAGUAGUUGACUCAAAGAGAGAGAAAGACAAUAGUGGAACAGUUUUCAACAAAUUAAUUUCUUCAAAAUGAAGGAGAAGCAAGAGAGAGAGAGAUUGUGAUUUUUUUUCAGUUUCAGUUUCACUUAGCUAGCAAAUGCAGCUGGCUAGAUUAGUUACUCAAACACUCUGCUCAAACAGAGGGAUGCUAUGGUAGCUAGCUGGAUAUGACUAUCCAACACAACACUGGAACUCUUCCUAGUCAAGGUAAGCUUUUGGUUUUAUUAAUUUAUUGCCACCGGAGUCCGACGGUGUAACUGCUUACCUACUAUACACUGUAACGUUACUGCAUGAUUGUAGCAGGUUUACUAACGCAUUAGUUCUAUUAGCUAUGUUGACUAGGACGUUACUUUAGCUAAUAUGGGGACAACGAUGUAGGCUGUGUGUAGCGGUUAUGACAUUUUGGUUUGGAAAGGUUUUUUCACCAUACAGCUGAUGUGUUGUCAUUGAAGUCCACAAAUGAAGGGAAAAGGUGAGAGGAGGAGAGUGCAUACGAGAAGGAAUACAACGUGGCUGCUAUGAAAGUGUACACAGCCCAUCUGUAAUUAGCCCAUCCAACUACCUCAUCCCCAUAUUGUUAUUUAUUUUGCUAAUUUGCACCCCAGUAUCUCUAUUUGCACAUCAUCUUUUGCACAUCUAUCAUUCCAGUGUUAAUACGAAAUUGUAACUAUUUUGCACUAUGGCCUAUUUAUUGCCUUACCUCCAUAAUUUACUACAUUCGCACACAUUGUAUAUAUAUUUUCUGUUGUAUUUUUGACUUUAUAUUCUGUUUACCCCAUAUGUAACUCUGUGUUGUUGUUUUUAUCGCACUGCUUUGCUUUAUCUUGGCCAGGUCGCAGUUGUAAAUGAGAACUUGUUCUCAACUGGCUUACCUGGUUAAAUAAGGUGAAAAAAAACAAACAUGUGUUUAUGCAUGAUCAGGGGUGUAUUCAUUCCUCCGAUUCUGUUGAAAAACGUUUCUUAAAUGGAAUCAAACGAAAUGGGGAUAAAAAUACCUGAAUUUGUCCAACAGAAACUGCAACUGUUGGUCUAAAGAUUAUACCCUAGAUAAGCUAAAUGCAGGCAAGUGUGGAAGGCGGCACUGAAUGUGUCACUGUCUGUCCAUGUGUCACUGUCUGUCAUCUCAAAUGUUUCUCUCAACCUGUGUACACCUACGUUGUAAACUUUCAUUCAUAGGCUAGGUUGUAGCAACCUCAUGAAAAGUAGAGUAUCAUGUAGUAGCCUAAACCUAUCGAUGUUACAUUGAACUAGGUGAAUGGAAUAUGAAUGACAGUCAUCCAACAUGCUGUAAUAGAAAUAAGGCCAUGCUCCUCCCUCAUCAUAAACGGCACUGACCGCCACUGAUACACACACAUGCACACACACAUACACAAACACUCACUCACAGGCAGAAAAAAUACAUGUACUGACAAGAAUACACACAAUUCAUCACCUCUUCCUCUCCCUCUUUUCAUCCAGAACGCCCGGGAUGGAGAAGGGGUUGAGAAGGUGAUGAACGACUUGGACGCCAACAGCGACGGCGAGGUGGACUUCACAGAGUUCAUCAUCCUCAUGGGAGCUCUGACGGUGGCCUGCAAUGACUUCUUCAUGGAAUACAAGCCCGAAAAACUCAUCCACAAGCCCUUCGAAAAAAAGGAGGCAACGACAGAGGAGAUGAAAGAGUGAAGGAAAGAUGGGAG
Molecule: messenger RNA, 5180 nt
Organism: Coregonus sp. 'balchen'
Lineage: Eukaryota; Metazoa; Chordata; Actinopteri; Salmoniformes; Salmonidae
Source: the annotation of a GenBank genome assembly